AUGGAAAAUGUCAGCGCAACAAGCCUCACCGACGCUGCGCGCUUGGUGCAGGUUCUGAAGAUCAACGGCUACCCCGCGACCAGAUCCACGCGCGACAAUAGCUGCAAGAUCAGUUCAAGAUGGCAAGUAGACGGGUACGAGUGGGAGAUCCGUAUCUCUCCGGAUUACUCACAAAUUUCGUGCCAAAGUCCGUGGGUAGCACUCGAGCUUAUCUUUCUCAGUCGAUCCCGCUCCAGCAAGCACGUCAGGGCGAAUCUCGGCUGCCGAUUGGUAGAUCCGAGAGGAGUUUUAGAACCAUCCGAAGUAAAGAACCAGUUUGGGUUAUUUUUCAGUACAGGAAAUACCACAUCCAAGCUGAACCUCAUCAAGAGAGGGGAUUUGGAGGCAUCGGGCUAUCUCCAGGAUGAUGCCUUCACUCUGCAGUGCACCGUCACCGUGCUCAAGGAAUUGCCUGAACAGACAUUCCCUGUUAAGGAAACCGUUGUUCCUGCACCACCCUCUAACUUGCACCAGCAGUUCGGCGAGCUCCUGCAGAGUGCGGCCGGAGCGGACGUCACGUUUGUUGUGUCUGGCGAAUCAUUUGCUGCGCACAAGAUCAUACUCGCUGCGCGGUCUCCUAUGUUCAUGGCUCAGUUCUAUGGGCAAAUGACGGAGAAGAGCUCGCAGCAAGUCGACAUCAAGGACAUGGAGGCCGCGGUGUUCAAGGCCCUGCUCGGUUUCGUCUACAGCGACAUGGUGCCGGAGUUUGAAGAGCAGCACAAGGAUGCUGUGUCGAUGAUGGCGAUGGCGCAACAUUUGCUGGCUGCUGUGGACAGGUAUGACAUAGAAAGGCUCAAGAUUAUCUGUGAGGGAAAGCUCUCGGGGGGCAUUGACGUCGACACCGCGGCGGCUACUCUAGCCCUGGCCGAGCUGCACGGCUGUGAGCAGCUCAAGGCCAAGUGCAUCGACUUCAUUGUCCGGAGUCCUGCGGUUCUCGACGCUGUCUUGGCCACGGAGGGGUACAAGAACUUGCAGGCAAGCUGCCCUUCGGUGCUCACUGUAGGGGUGGACUAA
This is a messenger RNA of Lolium rigidum, 1053 nucleotides long. Its product is annotated as BTB/POZ and MATH domain-containing protein 1-like. The record is from RefSeq and is a predicted model, not a curated record. Gene Ontology annotation, molecular function: protein binding. The transcript has a single exon. Gene Ontology annotation, biological process: protein ubiquitination. Lineage: Eukaryota; Viridiplantae; Streptophyta; Magnoliopsida; Poales; Poaceae. The coding region runs from base 1 to 1053 and encodes 350 amino acids.